This is a messenger RNA of Pomacea canaliculata, 3391 nucleotides long. RefSeq names its product E3 ubiquitin-protein ligase TRIM56-like. The transcript has 4 exons. Lineage: Eukaryota; Metazoa; Mollusca; Gastropoda; Architaenioglossa; Ampullariidae. The coding region runs from base 621 to 1868 and encodes 415 amino acids. Gene Ontology annotation, molecular function: zinc ion binding. The record is from RefSeq and is a predicted model, not a curated record.
GGGCCGAAUGGGAUGCGCCAGCCACAGUCUUGCGUGCACUGCACAAACUGCGAUGGCAUUGUGCCUGCAGGUGGUUGGACACUGCCAUAAGCUCUGCUAGCUGCACGCACCACCCGGUCGUGGGACGCCCUGCUUCUGGGUGGUGCUGCCAUACCAUGAGGGUGAUUGAGAAUGUCGAUACGCUAUCGAUCGCCGCCCGGUAAACCAGAGCUAGAACUUUUUCAGGUGGCGCAGAGAGAAAUGCAUCGUUGGGCUUUCUUGACAAUCGACACCACAUUAUUUUCCUAGCUGAGAUCAUUUAACUAUGUGGAUUCCAGGAACCUGAAUCGGUCAACCUGUUCCAUGACCUUACAGUUGAUAAUGAGAAGGUUCCACGAAAGGACUUUUUUUCCUGCGGAAGUCACCUAUCAUCUCCUGGAUGAUAGAAAUAUUGAGUUGUGGAGCAUUUUUAGAGCACCGUGCCACCAGCGAGACAGCGAGGCACAUACACCCUUGAUGAUCUUUAGUGAAGGGCUGACACAGACUUCUACACAAAGUUUCCAAAUGAGCAGUGUCAUUGCAGAGGCGUGAAGCCGAAUCAAGCAUUUCCUGACAGAGGACCUGACUGUGAAAGUGAAAAGAUGGCCUCUGAAUGUUCUAUAUGUCUACACACGUUUAAUCGCCCUAAGCUGCUCCCUUGUUUUCACACGUUUUGUGAAGGUUGUCUGGCCUCCAUCGUGAGCCAGGCCUCUCAAGCCCAGUCACCUGCUACCGACACUUGCUUCCCCUGCCCCUUGUGUCGAACGCUUACAGACGUGCCUCAGGCCGGGGUUUGCGCGUUCCUGGACAAUAUUUACAUAAAAGCUGACGGGGACAUCCAGACACAGUUCGCAGCCUGUGACACUUGCAGGGGGGGAACUAAAGCUAGAGAUCCUCUGGAAGCAGCAGCAGCUACCUCCAAAUGUGUGGAGUGCAACAAGUUUCUCUGCCAUAACUGCCUGGAGGUUCACAACCAACUGUUGCGUACUCACACACUGGUCAGUGUGACUGCCGGUAGGUUUACGGUCACCCACAAAGCCUUCUGCCAUCGCCACCCGGAUGAGGAGCUGAGGUUUUUCUGCCUCAAGUGCCAGACACCCGUGUGUCGGGAUUGUCGCAUGACAUCGCACGCGGAAGGUCACACAUCAGUGGACCUCAAGGAUGUGAGUCAGAAAGCUCAGGAGGCUGUGUCCAAGGUAAUCCGUGUCAUUUCCGAUGAGCUGAUUCCAGCUCACGAGAGCAUGAUGGUAGUUCUGGCUGCUGACCUUAAGUGUAAACAAAUUUCCGCAAAUAACAUCAAGGAACUAAUUAGUCGAAGGAUUGAAGAGUUGCACAAGGGUCUAGAAGAGGUUAAGGAACAAGCAUUAAAAACCGUGGAAGACGCGGUAGCUGGUCUGGAGGAAGCGACCAGGAUUCAUCAUGACCGACUAGCUCGCCUUAAAAGCCAGAGGGACUACAUCAAGCAGGUGUUGAGUGGAGGAUGUGAGGCGCACAUACUCCUGGCAGCAGAAAGCGUGAAAACAACAUUUUCACAGAAAGUGUUACCCCAGCCACCACUCGACUGUUGUCAAACGGUUGUAUAUGAUCGUAGCGAUGAUGUGCACAUUAAAGAAAUCCCUAAGACGAGAUAUCUCAGCUUAAAUCACUGGAAAAGUUUUGCUGCUGGAUUUGCUGGUAAAGCACGUGUGAUGCACGAGCACCAGUCUGUGGCUCUGUCCUCGUACUCUGCCAGCGUCAGCGCAUCUCUACAUCAGGUUGCAGAAGCCUUGAGAGGAUGUGACAAGACUAUACAGGCUGCAAGUAAAGGCUUGGAAUCUCGCUUCUGCUUAGCGACAGAACCGUCUCUGUGAAGAAUUCAAUGAAAUAAUAAUGAUAAAAAAAAAAAAAUUAAAAAAAAAUCUUGGCGGGCGAGGACACUCGGGCUAAUAAUGUUGAGAAUUUCAGAAGAAAUCUGUGCAUACCUUGGUCAUGUUGCAAACAAAGGGCCUCACCCAACCCCAAAACAAAUAACAACGCAACAACAGCAGUUUUUUCAUCAGCAAUGUUUUUGUUGUUUUGUUCUAUCUCUAUACAGUAAUUCUCGACAAGGCAGAUAACGAUAUCGUUCGCAUGAGUGUUGACAGCGCUUGGUCCACACAACGACUGGUGGAUGUAGUCUCAAGGCUGAUCGCAGACCUGUUUUGUGCAAAAUACAUUUUAGUGUUGCACAGCUAAAAGCAAUUUGUACGAUGUGUUUGUGAUGUUGCACUGAUAAAUUUUGAAGAGUUUUUUUUUAUUAUUUUACACGAGAAAUCAAACAAUACUUUUGAUUAAUCCAGAUUAUUAGUGGCAUACCAACUUGACUUUCACUUUUAAUUCAUAUGGCUAGUCCAGUCACUUGAUAUUUUUACAGCUCUACAUUUCAGAUGCUUUCGGGGUAGUUUAUCAGGUAAACACAUCGGUGACAAUACAAGUUUGAUAUCCAACUAAUGCAGUUGCGUCCACUGCAAGUUAAAAACGCAAAGAAAUAAUUAAUUGUGAGAGAGUUAUAAACAUGUAUAUAGGCUUCGUUGGCAGAAAAUUCAGCAUUUGACAGUCCAGCGUCGCCAGUAACUUGAGGACAACAAAGUCAGAGGACGGUAAUCCAACAGACAGAAAAUAGCCGGCUUUGUUGCUGCUGUCUUUUGAAUUUGAACACAUGCUAUUUUGGCUAUUCACAGUGCAGUGUUUGAGGACUUCCCUUACUUUCAGGAUGCAUGCAUACGGUCCACAGCUGUGUAAUGCACACACAGAAUGCUGGCUCUGAUUUUGAUUUUUGUCAACACUGACAUUGUGACAUGCUCAUGGUGCUCAGGAAGAGAUAAAAGGUGCAGUUUUCAUUUUAAAAAAGUUUUGAGUUGUCUAUCAUAGUGAAACAAAUGUGACAUGUACCAGGACAUACUCAAAUCGCCUAAAAUGUUGAUUUUUUUUUUCCUCUUAAAAGUUGUUCCUUUCUAUGUUUUGUAUAAUUUUGAUCAACAUUUGUAAUGUCUGCUUUUGAAACAAGUAUCUUUAAUAUUUUGCAUGACUGCAGGAGAUCUAUUUCAAAUCAAAUGGAAUUUUAUAUUCAUUUACAUGUUUUUAAGUGAGCCGAAAGUUCAUAAUGCUAUAAAUAAUGGUAUUCACAGCAUGUAAUCUUCAUUAAGUAGAACAAUUAUUUAACCAAUUAUUUAUGAAGACUGCAUGAAGUUGAAAAUCAAUUAAAAAACUAAAAAUUCAAAAUACAAAAACCUGUAUUCACACUAUUGAACAGGUUAAACUAAAAAUAGAGAAAAGUGAUUGUUGGAAUGAACAGUAGACUGAGCAGUGGGCAUUGUGAACAGUCAAUAAAUUACAAUGUGUGAAUGAAUGAAAA